UGACAUUCAUCUCAAGCAGUGAGUCACCCACAUAGAGAACACACCCAUGACAGUGAGUUGAGGGUUUCAUAGGAGCUGCAGCACCUUGAUAUUUGAAAUGUAUCAGUGUGUGUCUCUCCUACUCCUGCUGAUGGGCAGAGGUGUGCUCUCCCAGAAAGUGGAAGUAUGUUCCAAAACAGUGAUCAACUCCUGCAGCGACUGCAUCAGAUCAGGAGCGUACUGCGUGUGGUGCAAACAACUGAACUUCACCAAACCAGGGCAGCAAGAAGCAGCUCGCUGUGACACCUUGGCUCAGCUAUUAGAGAAGGGCUGCAUGGAAAGAGACAUCAUCAACCCCCAGAAUAUCCUUAGUGUGUCUAAGAACACCGCCCUGUCCACCAGUACAUUUGCCAAGGAGGAACCCACCCAGCUGCGUCCUCAGGAGGUCAAUCUGAAGCUCAGACCAGGGCUGCCUCGGACGUUCAAGCUGGACUUUCAGAGAGUGGAGGGCUAUCCUGUUGAUCUCUAUUACCUGAUGGAUCUCUCCUACUCCAUGGAGGAUGAUCUGAGGAGCAUCAAGUCUCUGGGAAACGAGCUCUUUAAAGCUCUGCAAGGCAUCACAAAACAAGGGCGAAUAGGCUUCGGCUCUUUUGUAGACAAGACUGUCCUGCCUUUCACUAACACCAACCCAGAGAAGCUGAAGAAGCCAUGCGCCGACAAGGAGCAGUUCUGUCAACCUGCCUUUGGCUACAGGCAUGUUCUUAGCAUGACAGGGAACGAAGCUGACUUUAAGAGGGAGGUAGACAAGCAACGCAUCUCUGGGAACUUGGACUCCCCUGAAGGGACGCUGGACGCCAUCAUGCAGGCUGCAGUCUGUGGGGACAGGAUUGGCUGGAGGAAUAGCAGCACCCGGCUAAUCGUCCUGACCACCGAUGAUGGCUUCCACAUGGCAGGGGAUGGCAAGCUGGCUGGCAUACUGGAGCCCAAUGAUGAGAGAUGUUACAUGGACAACCAACUGUACAGCAAGAGCAAUUACAUGGACUACCCAUCUGUUGGUCAAGUGGCUUCACAGUUAGAGAAGAACAACAUUCAGCCAAUCUUUGCUGUGACAAAGAAUAUGGAGAAUGUAUACAGGGAACUCAGUAGAAUGAUCCCCAAGUCUGAGGUGGGAGUACUGUCUGAGGACUCCAAAAAUGUUGUUGAAUUGAUCGAAGCUGCCUACAAUAGGCUCUCCUCCAAAGUAACGGUGACUCAUGAUGCUCUCCCUGACAAUGUGAGAGUCACUUACACUCCACUCUGUCCUGGAGGGGGACCCGCAGGGGACAAGGGGGUCUGUGACAACGUUAAAGUAGGACAGAUGGUGUCUUUCAACGUAACAGUGACGGCAGAUGAAUGUAUAGAUGGAGAGCUGUCUUUUCUGAUUGGCCCAUUGGGUAUAAAAGACAAGCUGAAGGUGAACUUGUCGACUCGCUGCGAGUGUGAUUGUGAUGACCCCCAGGAGGACAAUCACCCAUACUGCAACGGGAAGGGCAAAGUCAACUGUGGCAUGUGCAGUUGCAAAGCCGGCUUCGUGGGCCAGAAGUGUGAGUGCUCCAUUGGGGAGAAGGAUGAGAGCUCUCUGAGGGCGGCAUGCCGGAAGGACAACGGCACGGAGUGCGAAGGACGAGGGGACUGUGUGUGUGGCAUAUGCCAGUGCUAUGCCCUACAAGGCGGCAGCACCUACUACGGCACGCACUGCGAGUGUGAAAACGAGAGCUGCGAGAAGUUCCAGAACAAACUGUGUGGAGGGAACGGGAAAUGCCGUUGUAAAAAUUGCGAAUGCAACCCUGAUUACGAAGGCACCGCCUGCCAAUGCAAGAAGUCGGACGAGCAGUGUCGCACACCAGGCGGGAGUGUGUGCAGCGGCAGGGGCACAUGCCAGUGUAACCAGUGCAAGUGUAUCGAGGGCUACCAGCGGCCCUACUGUCUGACCUGCCCCGCCUGCUUGACCCCCUGUAUAACCAAGGGGAAAUGCAUCGAGUGUCUGGGCUUUCAGACAGGCCCGUUCAGUAAGAACUGCUCCCAGACCUGUAAGAGUAUUAAUGAAUUUGAGAUGGUGGAAACAUUGCCACCUGGUAAGCCUUGUGACGUGAGGGAUGUGGAGAACUGCCGGGUGUUCUUUACCAUUAAACAGUUGGAUGGAGAGGACAACUACUCCGCCCAGAUACUAAAGACCAGAGAGUGUCCCGAGUUGCCAAACAUCUACGCCAUCAUUGGAGGCUCCAUUGUGGUAGUGGCCAUGAUCGGCUUUCUGAUCCUGCUCCUCAUCAAAGGCUUAAUCCACAUGAAUGACCUGAAGGAGUUCCGCAAGUUUGAGAAUGAAAAAAAGAAAUCCAAGUGGGCAAAGGGAGAGAAUCCACUAUUCAACAGUGCGACCACCACCGUGGCUAACCCUACCUUCACUGGAGAAUAAGAUCAGCGACAUCAGUCAGCCCAGACAAUAAGUUGGAUUCAUAUGCAUGUACAUUUAUUGUUUCUUUUUUUAUGUGCAUUUUCUGGAGAUUUGUACAUCCAUUUAUACAUUGGUGUAUAAAUAGUAUUUUUUAUGUGUUCCUGAGUCUGAACUCAGGAAUGAUCAUGCACUGAUUGGAAAAAACUGCUGCAAUGUUGCUACAGAGUCAUUCCACCUAAAAAAAACACAAUAAAGAGGAUUUCGACACCCACAA
Coregonus clupeaformis (lake whitefish) is the source of this 2684-nucleotide messenger RNA. Its product is annotated as integrin beta-2. Bases 98 to 2431 code for a protein of 777 amino acids. The transcript has 16 exons. Lineage: Eukaryota; Metazoa; Chordata; Actinopteri; Salmoniformes; Salmonidae. Gene Ontology annotation, cellular component: focal adhesion; cell surface; integrin complex. The record is from RefSeq and is a predicted model, not a curated record. Gene Ontology annotation, molecular function: integrin binding; amyloid-beta binding. Gene Ontology annotation, biological process: cell-matrix adhesion; cell migration; cell adhesion mediated by integrin.